Penicillium alfredii is the source of this 1581-nucleotide messenger RNA. RefSeq names its product pyruvate kinase CDC19. Gene Ontology annotation, biological process: glycolytic process. The record is from RefSeq and is a predicted model, not a curated record. NCBI's taxonomy places the organism in Eukaryota, Fungi, Ascomycota, Eurotiomycetes, Eurotiales, Aspergillaceae. Bases 1 to 1581 code for a protein of 526 amino acids. Gene Ontology annotation, molecular function: magnesium ion binding; pyruvate kinase activity; potassium ion binding. The transcript has 7 exons. Gene Ontology annotation, cellular component: cytoplasm.
AUGGCGGCCAGCAACUCUCUUGACCACCUGAGCAACCGCAUGAAGCUGGAGUGGCACUCCAAGCUUAACACCGAGAUGGUGCCUGCGAAGAACUUCCGUCGCACCUCCAUCAUUGGUACCAUUGGUCCCAAGACGAACGCCGUCGAGAAGAUCAACGCUCUCCGCACUGCUGGUCUUAACGUUGUCCGCAUGAACUUCUCCCACGGCUCGUAUGAGUACCACCAAUCCGUGAUCGAUAACGCCCGUGAGGCCGCCAAGGCCCAGACUGGCCGCCCUCUGGCGAUUGCCCUUGACACCAAGGGCCCCGAAAUCCGCACGGGUAACACCCCCGGUGACCAGGACAUCCCCAUCAAAGAGGGCGCGGAGCUCAACAUCACGACCGACGAGGCAUAUGCCACCGCCAGUGAUGACAAGAACAUGUACCUUGACUACAAGAACAUCACCAAGGUGAUUGCCCCUGGCAAGCUCAUUUAUGUAGACGAUGGUAUCCUGUCGUUCGAGGUGCUCGAGGUGGUUGACGACAAGAGCCUGCGGGUCAAGUGCUUGAACAAUGGCAACAUCUCGUCUCGCAAGGGUGUCAACCUGCCGGGCACCGACGUAGACCUUCCCGCCCUGUCGGAGAAGGACCAGAGCGACCUCAGGUUCGGUGUUAAGAACAAGGUCGACAUGGUGUUUGCGUCGUUUAUCCGCCGUGGCAGCGACAUCCGCCACAUCCGCGAAGUCCUCGGCGAGGAGGGCAAGGAGAUUCAGAUCAUCGCCAAGAUUGAGAACCAGCAGGGUGUCAACAACUUUGACGAGAUCCUCGAGGAGACCGACGGUGUCAUGGUCGCCCGUGGUGAUCUGGGUAUCGAGAUCCCUGCGCCCAAGGUGUUCAUCGCCCAGAAGAUGAUGAUCGCCAAGUGUAACAUCAAGGGCAAGCCGGUCAUCUGUGCCACUCAGAUGCUCGAGUCCAUGACGUAUAACCCGCGUCCAACUCGCGCCGAGGUGUCGGACGUUGCCAACGCCGUCCUCGACGGUGCCGACUGUGUCAUGCUGUCGGGCGAGACCGCCAAGGGUAACUACCCCUGCGAGGCCGUCCGCAUGAUGCACGAGACCUGCCUGCUGGCCGAGGUCGCCAUCCCCCACUUCAACGUCUUUGAUGAGCUGCGCAACCUGGCGCCCCGCCCCACCGAGACCUCCGAAUCGAUUGCCAUGGCCGCCGUGAGCGCCAGCCUGGAGCUGAACGCCGGUGCCAUUGUUGUCCUGACCACCAGUGGUAAAACCGCCCGCCUUCUGUCGAAGUACCGCCCCGUCUGCCCCAUCCUCAUGGUCACUCGUAACGCGACUGCUUCCCGGUAUUCGCACCUGUACCGCGGCGUGUGGCCGUUCUAUUUCCCCGAGAACAAGCCCGACUUCAACAUCAAGAUCUGGCAGGAGGAUGUCGACCGCCGUCUCAAGUGGGGUAUCAACCACGGUCUGAAGCUCGGCAUUAUCAACAAGGGCGACCCCAUCGUCUGCGUCCAGGGCUGGCGCGGCGGUAUGGGCCACACCAACACUGUUCGUGUGGUGCCCGCCGAGGAGAACCUUGGUCUGGCCGAGUAA